CCGCGCCACUUCCGGCCUUCCCGGGCCUGCGCGCUCCGGAGCUCGCGGGGCCGCGGCGCGGUGGGUCGCGCGUGGGCGCCGGGCUCGCGAGACGAUGUCCGCGUGGGCCGCCGCCCUCCUGCGCCUGCGCGCCGCGCCCUCCCCGCCCCCGCCCCCGCCCCCGCCCCCGCCCGGGCCCCGCGGCCUGCGCCUGGCCGCCCCGCUGGCCGCCGGCCACAACCGCUGGUCCAAGGUGCGGCACGUGAAGGGCCCGCGCGACACGGAGCGCAGCCGCGUCUUCAGCAGACUCGCGCUCAGCCUGCGCCUGGCCGCCAGAGAAGGAGGCUCCAACCCUGCGCUCAACAGCAGCCUGGCCAGCGUUCUGGAGGUGUGUCGCAGCAAGCAGAUGCCCAAGUCGACCAUUGAAGCAGCCCUGAGGAUGGAGAAAACGAAGGACGUUUAUCUGCUCUAUGAGGGCCGAGGCCCUGGUGGCUCUUCUCUGCUCAUUGAGGCUUUAUCGAACAGUGGCCCCAAGUGCUACUCGAACAUCAAGCAUAUCCUGAACAAGAAUGGAGGAGUGAUGACAGAAGGAGCCCGCCACUACUUUGACAAAAAGGGAGUGGUGGUGGUUGCAGUCGAGGACAGAGAGAAGAAAGCUGUGGACCUCGAGCGCGCCCUGGAGCUGGCGGUUGAAGCUGGAGCCGAGGAUGUCAAGGAGGCUGAAGAUGAAGAUGCAAAGAACAUUUUUAAAUUUAUUUGUGAGGCCUCCUCACUGCACCACGUGAGGAGGAAGCUGGACUCCCUGGGCCUGUGCUGUGUGUCCUGUGCACUGGAGUUCAUCCCCAACACCAUGGUGCAGUUGACGGAUCCCGACAUGGAGCAGGCCGCCCACCUCAUCCAGGCCCUCAGCAGCUACGAGGACGUGAUCCAGGUGUACGACAACAUCGAGUAGCCGGCAGUGCUUGCCGGCCCUAUGGCGCUGGGUUUGUAGCACAGGCUUCCUUCCGCAGCACCUGCUGAGACAGAAGCAGAUGGGCCUGGGCGGUCGGGAGAUGGAAGGCCAGGGUUGGCAGUUCUGUGGCAGAGCGAGUCUCCUUCACGGGUUCUCUUUUUCAGCUCUGCCGGUGUCUUGGAAUCCUUCUCGAGGAGUUCUUCUUCCGCAUGGAUGCAGGGUGGUGCCCAAACCGUCGCUAAAUAAUAACCCUGACUGAUCCGCUCAGUGCA
Erinaceus europaeus (western European hedgehog) is the source of this 1203-nucleotide messenger RNA. Its product is annotated as translational activator of cytochrome c oxidase 1. The transcript is spliced from 5 exons. The coding region runs from base 95 to 931 and encodes 278 amino acids. NCBI's taxonomy places the organism in Eukaryota, Metazoa, Chordata, Mammalia, Eulipotyphla, Erinaceidae. Gene Ontology annotation, cellular component: mitochondrion. The record is from RefSeq and is a predicted model, not a curated record.